UUGAAGCUCCGCCGGAAAAUGAAAGUGAAACUUAAGUUCUAUCUUUUCUUCGCACUGCCGUAGCCUUCUUCCAAAUGCGUACUCCUUUCUGUUAUUUUAGUAGUGUAUAAUGAGUUUAACUCAGCAGCGUGUGACUUCACGUUCACAAACGGGAAAAUUCAGUUAACAGUUAACCAGAAACAUGAGCACGUUCAAUGAACUGCGCUCUUUGUGCGCGUUUAUGCACAACACUGGAUGGACAGACUGCCUGGAUGCUCCGUCAGACGUUUGAUUUCAUUUGCUGAAGACUGCGAACGGUACGUGAAACUGAAAGUGAUGGCAAAUGGACCAGCCCUGUCCACUGUUGGAAGUGAUGAAAUUUACGUGGGAAGCGAAUUCAGAGAUUCCCUCUCACUCUUGGAUAUUCUUUAUGCAAAUCAGUUUGAAGGAGAGUCUUUCCAUCCAAAACAUCUUGAGCAGACGGAGGAAAAAUUUUACAGAGGAGCCCCGCCUGAAUGGUUAAACUUUCACUUAAGUGAACAGGCAGAGUCAGAUGGCACUGGAAGGCCUUUUAUUAAACGAGAUGGAUACGAUACACUUGUGCAACAAAUUGACCAAAGAAGAAAACUCCCUGGAACAUCAACUGUUAAACUGUUCCACCAGCCAGGAUGUGGGGGAACCACAUUGGCCAUGCAGGUGUUGUGGGACUUGCGGAAAACCUUCAGGUGUGCUGCUUUAACAGGCUCAACCUCAAACAUUACAGAUGUUGCAGAGGAGGUGGUCCACCUUUUCACAGCUGGCAGUCGAGGCCACCAGAAUACUGUGCUGCUGUUACUGAAUGAUGAGCAAAAUUUGGAUGAUCUGCAAGAAAAAAUUAUGAUGAAGAUUGCUGAACAGGAGAUAGUCACCAAUAUGCCUGUAGUGAUUUUCCUCAGCUGUAUUAGAAAUGAUGCAGUUCUGCACAGUGACCAUGUUUUCCUACAGGAAGUGCUUUCUGAGUCAGAGAAGCAAAAGUUUAAUGAGAAAAAGGAGGAGCUCAGCACAAAAUACGGUGAUAAAUCGAAGAAGUUCCAUGGCUUUAACAUAAUGCAAACUAGUUUCUCUCAGGCUUACAUCCAGGAGGCCUGUGCUGUGUUCAAAACAAUCAAGAGAGCAAACAAAUCACAGAAGACCCAGCUUGCUGCCUUCCUGUCCCUGCUGAAUGCCUAUGUACCAGGCUCAUAUCUCCUGGAGUCUCAGUGCCUGGACUUAUUCAAAUGUGAAGACUCCAUCCAUGGAGACCUUUCAUUGGAGGACAGAAUGAAGCCCUUUAGUGAUCUCAUCAUCACCUUCCAACGAGAUACCAGAUCUGAAAAAAGAGUCUGCAUGGCUCACCCUAUGAUAGCAAAGUGUUGCACUGAGAUGAUGGCUGAGGCAGGUGUGACCAGAAGUGACACAACAAGAAACCUCCUGACCUGUUUGUGCAGCGAUGAGGUUCCUCCAUCUUUGCUUGGUUUUGUCAAAAACAUGUUAACCAAAAGAAGACCAAAACCAAAAGAAUGUAAAAUUGAAGAGAGCCCAUUCAAAAAUACAGAGAGUGAAGAGGACAAAGAAAAGUUUUCUAGACUGAUUCUCGACAUUCAAAAGAUGGAGGACAAGGCUCAGUGUGCAUCAGUUUUAAAGGUGGCAACAAAACAAUUUGAUCAGAAUCCAUUUUAUCCUCAGGCACUUGCUCGUUUCUAUUAUAUAGAAAUAAAAGACUACAACAAGGCAAUAAUGUGGGCAAAGAGAGCAAAGGAAAGAGAUCCCCAAAAUUCAUUUGUUGCUGAUACACUGGGACAAGUCUACAAGAACUGUUUGAAGAACAAAGAGCAUCCUGUCAAACCGAGAGCAAUUUUGCAACUGGCCACAAAAGCCAUUGAAGCUUUCAAAGAUGAAGAAGAACUUGCUGAAAAAGAACAUGGGACAGACGAGGAAGACGCUAGAAAGAUCAAAAUACCAUGUGUUUUUAACAUCAGAGGGCAGAUUGGUUACCUGCAGGUUUGCAACCUUGUGUAUGACCUCACAAAGCAUGCGUCCAUGAGCUCAGGCAACAAACUCCUAAAUGAUCUAAUAAGCAGAGACGAGGUUGAGAGAAAAUGUGCAUUUCUUGAUAAAUAUCUGACCUACUCAAAGCUUGACAUGAAGAAAGACGAUCCCUCAUACAUUUCUAAAGACAUCGCAGAAUGCUGCAGGAAAUAUGUCAGAGAUGAACAUUUCGAAGAAAAAGUCAAUGAUUUCAUCCAGAAGCUUAAACAAAUCCUGGCAGAAACGUCUGCUGGAGUACUCUUGUGUCUUGACAGAGAAUACACUGAAGCAGAGCUUAAAGAAGUCACUACAUGGUGGGAAGAAAUCUUUCUACAUUCCUCUUGCAAGUUUUUAAAUGCAUUUGGACAGAAAAUGCCACUGACCUCCAAAGACGCACCUGAGCUCCACAUGUUAGCCCUCCUCUUGUACUGGCCAACAGAUAGUCAAGACAAAUGUGUGUUUGACCUUAGUCAGUUAAUUCAGUGUAUGCGCUGUUCUUAUGACCAUGCGUAUAAGAAAUACUUUCGAUCAAGGUACCUCCGCCCUCUGUUUUUCAUUGGAAAAGGUCAAGAUCUGAACAGAAUUGUUCACAGAAAGGUCCUCGAGGGACUGGUUCUUAAGCAGAAUAAGGAAACAAUCCAAGAUUGGAGCAAUGAGAAGAUUUUCAAAGAUCCCAUUGUCCAAGCACUCCUUCUCAAAAUUGAUGGGGUGGUACAAAACUACAAAGUCUAUGCAACUGUUGGUGGCACAGCAACUGAAGUAGAUGCAAACCUACGAAACAGCCUCUGGAAACCACGCCAAGUUUCCUUUUACAUUGGAUUUACCAUCAGAGGACCUGUAGCCUUUUGCAUCCAGACAGAAACUGCGGAAAAGGCAGUGGAGGUCACAGAGAUGGAUUUCUCAAAACAUGGACAAACAAAACCAGAACUGUGUGCCUGGCUAAACACCACUAGAGCCUCAGGUCAGCAUUUUGUGGAUCGUCAUCAGGCAGCUCUGAUUAACAGAGUGAGCGACACAGGAUUCAUCCUGGGUAAACUCAAGGAUAGGGGAUUGAUCUCAAAGGAGAACUAUAAUGUUGUGAGAGCUUUGAAAACCACAAAAGACCAGAUGAGCGGCAUUCUUCAGUGUUUGACUUCAGCCAGCUCAAGAGGCAAGGACGCCCUCUAUGAAAUCCUUAAAGGGAUGAGAAGCAUGAGGCCUCUCAUCCUUGAGCUUGAGGAAACUGAAUAAAGGAGGAACACGUAAAAUCCAGUCCAUCAUGUUGGUCAAGACUUGUUGCUGUUAAACAAAUGUGAUUACUUAGAUUUACGCCUAUUAGAUACACAGUUGAAUUUGGUUUCAGAAAAGGAAGUCAUCCAGUUCUGUCCCAGAGAUGAAGAAAUAGCCAGAAAAUCCUAUUGCGGAGGUGGUGGGCUGGGGUGGACGGAGGCAUGGUUGAAAAAUCCUAUGUUGUUGUUUAGGUUGGAGGACUUGUUGAAUAUGAGGUAUUAUUCAAACAAAUAUGAAAGCUUUUUGUCAUGAUCUAAAGGAGUCUGAACUGAGUUUAUGUCAGUUUGUCAUUGUGCUAAAAUUAAUAUAAAUAUUAUAUAUUAAAACAUAUACUGUUUUUCCUGAAGCAGUUAUCUUUCAAGUAGAGGGGAAGCAUGUAUGUUUUUCUUUGUAAUAAACAUUGACCAGAGUGGGGACAACAAGUUGAAGACAAAAAAUAAUAAAUUUCCACAGUGACAGUGGUAUAGUAACUAUAUAUGUCCAUGCUGCAUUCAUACCGUGGUCAUAUACCUAUUUAGGUCGCUUGGUCUCCUUGUGUAAUAAUGGUUGUAUAACAUCAAUCCUGUAAUGCACAAUCAAGUUAUAUACAUCGUUUUUUUGUUUUCAGGACAACUAUCAGAUGUGUGUGCUAUAGUGAUGUUUCUCAAUAGUUACGUGACAAGACAAAAUAAAAAAUAAAACAAA
Micropterus salmoides (largemouth bass) is the source of this 3978-nucleotide messenger RNA. Its product is annotated as sterile alpha motif domain-containing protein 9-like. Gene Ontology annotation, molecular function: protein binding. The transcript has 4 exons. The record is from RefSeq and is a predicted model, not a curated record. Gene Ontology annotation, cellular component: cytoplasm. Bases 235 to 3255 code for a protein of 1006 amino acids. Gene Ontology annotation, biological process: regulation of apoptotic process. NCBI's taxonomy places the organism in Eukaryota, Metazoa, Chordata, Actinopteri, Centrarchiformes, Centrarchidae.